AUUCAACCAUUGUUCCCGGAGCACCUACCCUAAGCCAGGCCUUGCUGGGCACCUGGACACCUAGGUUGUCACAGUGGACCCUGUCCAGCCAUCACUGGGCUCAGCCCCUAAGCUGAGAACCAACUGUACCCUCACAGGCCAAGUCAGGACCUGGAGGAAAUACAUUACACAGGAGUGUGGGGUGGAAGUGAGGGGGUGGAGCCUAUGAAUGGGGGCAGAGCCUGGGAUACACCCUCAGGGUUUGGGGGUUUCAAGCUGAGAGUGAUUUUUAAGCUGAGAGUGAAGGCCUCAUCUACUAGUGAAACACUUCUUGCUCCUGGACACUUGGACACUCUCUGAGAGGUUGAUGGGGCAUUUUGGAGCACAGGGCAGGGAGAAACUGCCUGAUUUUAGAGCUAUUAGGAAGUCCAAUAAGAAGCCCUGGUGGUGCAAUGGUUAAGCACUCAGCUGCUAACUGAAAGGUCAGGGGUUCCAACCCACCAGUGGCUCUGCAGAAGAAAAGUCCUGGCAAUCUGCUCUGGUAAAGGUUACAGCCAAGAACACCCUCUGGGGCAGUUCUGCUCUGUCACAUGGGGUUGCCUGAGUCAGAAUCCACAGGACUUUGUACAACAACAACAGGAAGUCUGAUGGGCCAGACUCACUGAUGGAUAGGGGAGAGAUGGGGAGGGACAGGCUAGGGGCUGGGAGGGUGUGUAGCCCCAAAGCCAAGAGGCUGCCUACCGCUCACAGCCUUCUCACCUGCUCCGUCUCACUUGCCCGUUUCUGAGGUCAGGCCCACACAGUCACCUCCCCCACUUCUGGGACUCAGCCCACCCAAAUGAAGGAUGAGUGUGGGGAGCCAGGAACCAGCCAGUCCCCAGCCUCAUGCAGCCCACCCGCUUAGCACCACUCAGUCUCCCCAUGUCUCCUCUAAAAUAGGCCCUGCAGCUCCAAAUGGCUUUGAACCAGGCUUUGGAAGGGGUGGCAAGCCUCAGAAGCCAGGUGAGGACUGCCCCGUCCCUGUCUCUGUCCCUUAUCUCUUUGUGGCUUCCGAAGUCCCAGAGCCCCCCGCCCCCACCCCUUAUUCCCCUCUGCUCUGUCUCCCCAGGAUUUGGGAAUGGGAAUGGGCUGGGAGCCCAGCCAGGCCCCCCCCCACUGAGAAUGGCUACGGAGCAGGAUUCAUGAACGGGCACAGGCUGGGAACCCAGUCAGGCCCAGCAGCCCAGAAUGGCUAUGCAGCAGGCUUUGGAAGGGGCGUGAAGCCUCAGAAGCCAGGAUAUGGGACUGGGCCAGGGAGCAGGGCCUUACCUGCGGUGGUAGGAGCCCAGCCAGGUGAGGACACCUGGGGCAAGAGCCUGUCCUUCUUGGAGGGAGGGGCCAGGGCAGCCAGUUGUGUCCUGAGUGUGUGGGGGAGGGCUGUGGCUCAGCCUCUCUGUUUCUCCCCAGGUCUAGGUCUAGGAGGAGGUGCCAAAUCUCAAAAGCCAGGAUAUGGUAAUGGAAAUGGGCUGGGAGCCCAGCCAGGCCUUGGAGGGGGCGUGAAACCCCAGGUGCCAGGAUUUGGGAACGGGAAAGCGCAUGGGCUGGGAACCCAGCCAGGCCCCCCAGCUCAGAAUGGCUACAGAGCAGGCCCUGUGGUCCCCAUAGGCUAUGGUCCAGGCGUUGGAGGAGGCAUGAAAGCUCAGAAGCCAGGGUACAGGAAUGGGCUGGGAGCCGGAGCCUUCCUGGGGGCAGGAGCCCAGCCAGGAGCCCAGCCAGGCCUGGGAGGGAGUGUGAAACCUCAGAAGCCAGGAUACCUGCCAGGGAAUGGGCUGGGAGUCCUGCCAGGCCUGGGAGUGGGUGUGAAGCCUCAGAAGCCAAGAUAUGGCAGUGGAAAUGGACUGGGAGCCCAGCAAGGGUAUCAGCCUCCAAAUGGGUAUGGACCUAGAGCAGAACUGGGCUUUGGUGGUGGCCUCAAGCCGCAGAAAAUUGAUUUUGGCUACAGGAAUGGUGGUCUGCGACCUGAGGUUUUCCCUGAGGCCCGCCCACAGCCAGGGUUCCCUGGGGCCAAUGGCUUUGGGAAUGGGCAUGGGGAGGAAGCGCUCAUGUACCCCGAAGCAGCAGCUCCAGACCUAGAAAAAAUGGUCAGGCUGUGGCCCUUCAGAGCUCUCCCUGGCCCUCCCUCCAGCCCUGGGGAGCUGCCUCCAAGCUUGAGUAUGCAGCUGGAGCCAGGGGCGCCUAUCCAGGGGUGGGGGGCCAGCCAGGGCCCUAUGAAAAGCUGAGGCCAGAGCUGGGCCCCGGGGCCCUUAGGGGGGCCUGAGGGGAAGAGAGGCAGCAAUGGCCUGCUGGGAAAUGGCUAUGGAGUCCCAGGUCGCUGUCCUUUUGGGAAGUGCUGAGGACAGAGCAUCCACUGCCUAUCCUGAAGCCCUCUGCAUCAAGCCCCGACCACCUGCCCAGGAGGAAGGCCAGACCCUAGGCUCAGCCUUGGUGCUGCCUGGCCUGGAGUCGCCUUAGGCUGGAAGUAUUAAUAAAAGUGCUGUGGUUCCUUGUUUGUCUCUGUGUGUUGUGGAGAGGGGUUGGCUGGCUGAGGCUGGCUGAAGUGGGGGUGAGGCAGCCUGAGCCUGUACCCUCCAGCCAGCACCUCGUUCAUUCAUCCACUCAUUCAUUAAUUCAACAAUGUGGCCACAUGGCAGGCACCAUGCUGGGGAUCAGAGAGACUGUGAGAGCAAAACAGACUGGACGCCUGCCCUCAGGGAGGGGGUCACAGAGUAUGGGGACAACACUGCCUGGGGUAGUGUACUCAUGCAUGGAAACAAGACUUAAUGAUUGGAGUUUUAAUCAAUAAUCCAACUAUUAAAGUUAUGAAAGUAACAGUGUCAUUUUUCUUAAGUCAGAUGUCAUUUUAUUAAUUAAUCUAGUAAUGUGAAUGUAAAACUCACUUUCACAUUCUUGGAUGAAUACCCAAUUAGAUUUGCAUAAUUACAUAAAUUUGACAGAUCUACUUCCCCCUCAAUAUUUAAUAUGCCUUACAAACCUGAUUAAUUAAUUCGAUUAGAUAUUUCAAACAACAGUUACAAAGUGAACAGACUAGGUUCUCUGGAUGCAGCAGGGGCACAAAUCAAGUAGCAUCUGCCUAAGCACUUAGGAGUUCUUGCAAAUGAAUAAACUAGACAUUGAAUAUAUCAGAUUAUUGGACUCCUUCAAAUAUCUUAAAAAGCCAGUUACUAGUCCUGAAUUAAGGAGCCCUGGUGGCACAAUGCGUAAGUAGUCAGCUGCUAACCAAAAGGUCGGUGGUUUGAACCCACCCAGUGGCUCCAUGGGAGAAAGACCUGGCAUCUACUUCCAUAAAGAUUACAAACAAGAAAAAAGUUCUACUCUGUGACACACUGGGUCACUAAGAGUCUAAAAUGACCCAGUGGCACUGAACAACAAAAGUCCUUCAUUUCUUCCUGUCAUGAUUACAGAUUUUCUCAUCCAGUAAUUGGGAAGCAAUUUACCAUAUUUUUGCAAAUAAGGUGCCCACGGAAAUAACGUGACCACACAGACAGCGUAUGAGAAUGAUGAAAUUAAGUACAACAGCAUGCCCAUGUAUGUCUCGUGCCAUAUCCAGAAGUGAAUUUUGGCCUCAUUCACCAUCCUCCCAUAUUACAGGUAAAUCAUAUCAUUCUGUUCAUUUUCUUUUGUUCCUUCAUCUUCUUUAAUCUCCUGCUUAUGUGUAUAAAAAUAGUCAGAAAAUGUUAAUUUUGUAGUUCUUUGUGCAUUCAUACUCUGGUCUCAACAUGGCAUCCCACUGUUGCAAUGAUAUAUUUUUAGGAAAUUACACAAGUUGAAUUUUGUAUAUCACUUUUGAUCUACUGGUAAAUACUUCUGACUUAAAUUUCAGUAAUGUAAAAUUAAUACCUACCUUAAGUGAAGUUUCCAUGUGAUCAGAAAUUGAAGUUGGCAACAUAUUAAAAAAAAAUUUGGUAUACUGCAUUUAUGAAAAUAACACGCAGGGGUGUUGCAUGGUUGACUAAAACGUGUAACACACGUGUUAUUUGCUUAAAGAAAUGGUAUUCUCCCAGGCUGGCUCCAGCAGAUGGGUUGCACAAUCACAUAUUGAUCUGUGACCCAGAGUCUGGUUACUUGCAGGACAAGUCUCUCUGAGCCUCUAGUCCUGGGAUGAAUUUUUCCAAGGCCACACCUUUCCUUGCAACCUGGUGAAGAAGCUCUAAUUGAAAGGAGUCUAGGAGACUGUGAGGAACUCAGCUCAUCUACUAAAGCCUGAUUUGUGGUGGUGGGAUUUAGGUGUGGAUCAAAAACCUCUCCACAGUUUACACAACAUUUUGGGUUGAUCAACAUUUAGCAGAUUCUGUAAAUAUAGUAGAUUCUGCAAUAAACAUUCACGUCCCGGGAUGGUGCAAGCGGUUAGCAAUUGGCAAUUAACCUAACAGAUGGAGACUUGAACCCACCCAUUGGCUCUGCGACAGGCCUGGCAAUCUGGGUCUGUAAAGAUUACAGCCAAGAAAAUCCUAAGGAGCAGUUCUACUCUGUAACACAUAGAGUCAUCACGAGUCAAAUCGCUCCAGGCAAUAGGUUUGUUUUCUUUUGUUUUUGUAAAGACUGGGAUUCUAGCCUGACUUCCCUUAGCUACUUCAUUUGAUUGGCUCCUUUUGAAAAUCAUUACAGACUUCUGCUUUUCCACAGAAUUAUUGAUUCUUUUAAAAUAUUUAAAUGGCCUCAUCUUGUCUUUCUCUGCCCUAAGCCAGGGAAUAAGCCACAUUCCAAAGUUUUUCUUUUUACUGGAGAAUAGUAUUCGAGACCAGCAUCUGGGCACAGCACGGGAUAUCUGCUCAGUGUCCGAAACUGAGCAGUAUCAGUGGAGGUGCUGGGCGAUAUCCUGCUAAUACACCUAGAAAUCCUGUUCUAAUUAUUCUAAUAAGGAUUCUAUACUCCAAUUUUAAAUAGAUCGAUCAUUUUCUCCCUUUUUUCUUACCCAAUGGUCAUUUACAACCGCUUUUAGCAACCUUAACACAAAUGCUACCUAAUGCCACCAAGCUUCGUUUUUGAGUUGUGAUACCGCUUUAUCUUCUCUAGGAUAACUGAAAAAAGCCUGGUGGCCCAGUGAUUCAAGCGCUCGGCUGCUAAUCAAAAGGUCGAAGGUUCAAUCCACUGGCGGCUCCGCGGGAGAAAGACGUGGCAGUCUGCUUCUGUAAAGAUUACAGCCUUGGAAACCCUAUGGUGCAGUUCUACUCUGCCCUGUAGGGUCGCUAUGCGUGGGAAUCGACUCGACGGCAAUGGGUUUUAUGACAACCGAAUGAAAGCCUGCUUAGACCUUGUCGAUCUACUCAGGAGCAUCAUUUCGGAGACAUGGACAAAAACUAACCUAAAGGGGAGAAGCACUCCUGAUUGGCCUUCGCAGGGCAAAAGGGGGGAAGCCGCGGGCGUUGCAGCGGCGCACUGGACAGUCGGGCCGGCUUAGGGCGCCUACCGCCCGUGUGGAGCCCCUAAUUGCCGGGGUGGCGCUGGGGUCUGAGUGUGUCCGCGGUUCUGCGGACACCUUGAUUGGCUAGGAGCGGGAGAGGACCGGAAGAAGACCUGGUCAUAGAGCGCUGCUGUCCCUGAUUGGCUGCCCAGAGCAGCUUCUGCCCGCCGGCGGGAACAAGGCGUUGG
Loxodonta africana (African savanna elephant) is the source of this 5607-nucleotide messenger RNA. RefSeq names its product glycine rich extracellular protein 1 (gene GREP1). Bases 825 to 2237 code for a protein of 470 amino acids. The transcript is spliced from 27 exons. The record is from RefSeq and is a predicted model, not a curated record. Lineage: Eukaryota; Metazoa; Chordata; Mammalia; Proboscidea; Elephantidae.